Lithohypha guttulata is the source of this 2049-nucleotide messenger RNA. RefSeq lists its product as uncharacterized. Bases 1 to 2049 code for a protein of 682 amino acids. The transcript has a single exon. The record is from RefSeq and is a predicted model, not a curated record. NCBI's taxonomy places the organism in Eukaryota, Fungi, Ascomycota, Eurotiomycetes, Chaetothyriales, Trichomeriaceae.
AUGCGCAUGACAAGAGCCGCGCUACGGGCGCAAACACAAAUCGACGACCCAUUUGAGUUGGAGCAAACAAUACAAGGACACGAAGACGACUCAGUGCGAAGAAAGACGCGGUCGACGACACAGAUUUUCGAAGAGGAGGCUGGUACGAAUUCUGGAAUAGACGACCAGCAAGUCGGAGACCUUUUUGUAAGAGCAGCGUUACGCGAUAUCACGGACGAGAACUAUCCGAAGGCUGACGGAUUUGAGAAACUUCAGUCACGAACACCUGCGAAGACACGCCAGCAAGCUGGUGAGGAUACAGAGGAGGUAGAAGAAACGCGAGAGUUGAGAAAGUCAGCACGAAAGUCUAAAGGACAAGCUCGAAGCCGAUCCAGAAAGAAGACUGGUGCUCUCAUUGUCACUGAGGCUGUGGUAGAGCUAGAGACUGAGGAGGCACGAGGAGAGCUACUGUCACAACCAGAAGUAGACAUCGAACCUGAGAUUGUUGACCUGCAACAAGACGAGCAUGCGCCUGUAGCAAAGCCUACUAUUGUUGGUCCCCAGACUGAGCCUGAGUCCGACUCGCUGAUCGUCAACGAGAUUUCUUCAGAACCUGGUCCAGCAAUUGAGGAAGGGCCAGAACCUGAACUAGAAGCACUACCAGCCGGAUCAAAGACACCAAAGUUCGAUCCUGAGAUUCACACUUUGCAAGACACAGACGAGGCAAGUACGGUGGAAGACUCCUUCGCCGAAGCAAUCCGAAGCCGCUCGCCUGCAAAGUCCAGCUUGCUCGACCUUGAGCCGUCACAAACAUCAGAAACAGUCAACAGCAAUUUACAAGCACAUGCACAAGCACCUCUCAGACGAGUAUCAUCCACCAAAUUCGAACAGUCAUUCGAGGCGAUGGAUUCUCUAGAGGACAACAUUGAGCAAUUGACUGCUGGUUUCGCGAUCCUACCUGCUGAAGAUAUGCAAUUGAACGAAUCUCCCAUCAAGACCGAAAGACUGUCAGUUAGACUACAACAUUCCACCACACCGAAGACUCCAGCUUCAAGAACUCCUAGGUCUGGUAAUAGGCCCCCCUCCAUGCUCAGAUUGCAAGAGAAGGAUAAAGAGAACACACCACCAACAGCUAAAACUCCUCUGAUGAAAGCGAAGACCCCUCUUACAUCCAAGACGCCUGCAACGAGUCGACAAUCAUCGCUGAAAUCUAGCACUACGCCAGCAGUAAAAUCAACUAGCCCAACUAAGGCUGCUCCUCCUCCAUCGGCUCGAAAGUCUAGCACACCUUCGACCGCAGCCACGCCCACGACGUCAAGAGAUGCAAUGCAGAAGACAGCAGCAACUUCUCCAGCAAAGCCAGCAGUUCGCAAGUCAGUAAUCAAUGCCAACAGCAACACCAAAGAGAAUGCCGAUGCCAGGAAGUCGACCGCAUCUAUCCAGCGAAGGCUGACUAACAAGCAACCUCUUGCCAAUACCACGAACACAAAGUCAGAAAUCCUGCCUAAGAAGCCUACCAUGACUGCCACGACUCUGAAAACCCAUCAAUCCAGCCUGUCUUUCUCGAAUUCGCCAGCUAAGCAACGACCAAGUAUGCACACGAGACGAGUCACUAGUGGCGGCAUCCUCUCCACCAGUAAACCUGGCUUCAUUCCAGCCAAAUCUAGCAAGCCACCAACAAUCUCCACCUUUGCACUUCCAGGAGAAGCCGUCGCUGAGAAGCUCAAGGCUGCAAAAGAAGCUCGAGAAGAGAAGAUGCGACAACCAAAGAUCACUCCAGCUGAGCAGAAGGCUGCCAAACUGAAAGCUGAACGUGAAGCAAGAGAGGAGCGAGUCAAGCAGAACCAGCUCAAGGUACAAGAGAAGGAGGUUGAAAAGCAGAAACCUGCAAGACCGGUAGCCUCCAGCACAUUGACAGUAAGCAAGGCCAGAGCGCAGGCUGCGGAACGAAGCAGACAAGCGAGCAAAGAUUGGGCAGAAAAGAUGCUGAAGAAGAAGCAGCAUCAGCAGACUCAGGAGGAGACUCCAACCACACUAUACGAGAGUGCCAAUGCUGCUAUCCAGUGCUAG